This is a messenger RNA of Metarhizium album ARSEF 1941, 2940 nucleotides long. Its product is annotated as CCAAT-box-binding transcription factor. Lineage: Eukaryota; Fungi; Ascomycota; Sordariomycetes; Hypocreales; Clavicipitaceae. The record is from RefSeq and is a predicted model, not a curated record. Gene Ontology annotation, cellular component: nucleus. The transcript is spliced from 4 exons. The coding region runs from base 1 to 2940 and encodes 979 amino acids.
AUGCCUAAACCACAGAAGAAGAGCAAGAGCCCUCGCGGCAAAAACUAUAGGCAAAGUUUCGACGAAGAUGCUCUUGCCCAGCUUACCUCCAAAAUCGACCAAAACCUGAACCCUGUCACCAACAAGCGCAAAUAUCCCCCCACUAAUGCUGGAGUCAAAGAGCAACAGAAGAGGCAGCGAAAUUUUGAGGGCAGCCGGCCGUCGAAAGACCAGACUUUGGAUGAUGAGGAGACUCUGUUGGCAGAGAUAAGAGCCUUGGGAGGUGAUGAGAAGGAUUUAGAGCUCAUCAAUGGCGUCGACUCUGACGACGAGACAUAUGCGAAGGAGCCUGAGGGAGCUAUUGAUAAGGAUUUGAAGGAUGAACUUCUCGCACUAUCCAAGCAAUUAGGAUUUGCAGAGAUUGACCCUGAAGUGGGCAGCGCAGCCGAUGAGCAGCCAGAUGAGGCCGACGACGACGACGACGACGACGACGACCAAGUAGAAGCUGGUGCACGCGGGGAAAGCGGCGUGCAAGACCAGGAACCUGAAGACGACACGGAAACUGAGGGAUUGAAACGAAUAAGAAAACCUGGAGACAUGAUCUUCGAGCCAACGGCUAAUUGGCACGCCUGCACACUUGCAAAGCUGCCGAAGGCGACUGCCGACCAACUGGGUCCGUUUGCCGGAACCGUUGAGGCUCUCAAAAUGCAUGCAAAAACACUUCUAGAGAGCGAUUGUAACAAGUAUAGGACCAGCGUGUUUGCUUCUUCCUCUCAUAAGUUCUUGUCUACAAUCAUGUCCUCGGGUACAUUGACGGAUAAGGUCUCGGCCUUGACGUUGGCAGUGCAAGAGUCGCCAGUCCAUAACAUCCGAGCCUUCGAUGCUCUGAUGAAUCUUGCCUCGAAGAAAAGCCGUGCCCAGGCCAUCGGGGCGAUCGGCGCACUCGUGGAUUUACUCGGGCCAGGAACCCUUCUUCCCUCCGACAGAAGACUGCGCCCCUUUCAUGGCCAGCCCGGUUUGCUUGGAACGCUCCAGAGGGAAUCUCUCAAGUCAUGGGUCCCUAGCCAACCUUUGCCCGGAAAGAUCACUGAGGAGCAUCUCAUAUCAUGGCUGUACGAAGACUGGCUCAAGGAGACGUAUUUCAAGAUUAUCCAGUUGCUAGAGACCUGGUGCUAUGACGAAAUUGAAUAUUCCCGAAUGAAGGCAGUGGAUUUCGUGUACGGACUCCUCAAAGAGAAACCAGAGCAGGAAGCAAAUUUACUCACGCUUCUUGUUAAUAAACUUGGUGAUCGAGACCGCAAGAUAUCAUCACGGGCAUCGUAUCUGCUUCUGCAACUACAGGUCUCACACCCCGGAAUGAAGCCAAUUAUUAUUCGAACGAUUGAGCAGGACAUUCUGCUUCAUCCCUCCCAGGAUCAUCGAUCGAAAUAUUGCGCCAUCAACACUUUGAAUCAGACAAUUCUUAGCAGCAAGGAGCCGACAGUGGCAGAGACUCUUGUGCGAAUUUACUUUGAUCUUUUCGUCAUGAUGUUGAAAACUGGACACAUUGGGAUACCAUUAGACAGCGGAACUGAGGAUGGCAAGCCGCAUGUCAAAGUCGCAGGCAAAGGUAACAGCAAGGCCAACAGCAAGCCAGAUAGGCGACCCCGUCAAAAAUCGAAAACAGCAAAUCUCUCGGUGCCAGAAACUGAAGCAUCGGACAAAUUGGUUUCUGCACUGUUGACGGGGAUAAAUCGUGCGGCUCCAUUUGUUGGUACCAACGAUGCCAUGAUUGCACAUUCGUCCAAUUUCAAUACCAGCAUUCAGGCAUUGCUGCUUAUUCAACACCUAUCAGCCUCUCGCAACUUGGCAACUGACCGAUUCUACCGAACUUUGUAUGAGUCAUUACUAGAUCCUCGUCUAGUCGCUUCAUCCAAGCAAACAUUAUAUCUGAACUUGCUACUACGCGCCUUGAAGAGCGAUGUUGAUGUUCGAAGGGUUAAAGCGUUUGCUAAGCGGAUGCUCCAAGUUUCUAAUCUUCAUCGACCAGCCUUUGUUUGUGGAUUGCUCUACGUCAUUGCGCAUCUACGACAGACUUUCCCUGAUUUAUCAACGCUCAUUGAGGAACCCGAGGCUUCAAUUUUUGACGACGAGACAUCGGCAGAACUUCCUGGGUAUGAUGGACGAAAGCGCGACCCGGAACAUAGCAAUGCACAAAGGAGUUGCCUGUGGGAAAUGGCAUCGCUGCUUGACAAGUCCAAGAAGGUGCAAAAGCCAGAUAUGGAGAGCCAUACAUUGAUACGAUUUUUGGAUAAGUUUGUGUACCGUAAUCCCAAGUCUACUGACUCUGCUCGCGGGGUAUCCAUUAUGCAGCCUCUCCGAGCAACCAAGGAUUUGGGCGACAUUUGGCUGGGAAGCAGGGGUGUUGGUGCCACAUCCGCGCCAGUCAAUUCUGCAGCAUUCUGGAAGAAGAAGGCUGAAGAUGUUGCAGCAGACGAUAUCUUCUUCCAUGAGUACUUCCAGCACGUCGCCAAAGAGCCCAGGCUCACAGCCAAGGAAGGAAAUCAAAAGCAGGGCGAGGACAACAACGAGGACGAAAUUUGGAGGGCUUUGGUGUCCACGCAACCUGACAUUGAGGACGACGCCGAUGAAGAGGGCUUUGAUGAUAUGGAUGACUUGGACAUGGGGUCUGAAGAUGGCUCAUCGCCUGCGUUUUCUCUGGAGAGCGAUGUUGACGUUGAGGAUGAGGAUGAGGAUGAAGAUGAUGAAAAUGAUGAGGGUGCAGCAUUGGGCGACGAGGGCGAAAACGAUUUCGAUGGCUUGGUGGCCGCUGGAGACGAGAACGAUGCCGAGGUCGAUGGCAAAUCCGAAGAAACGAAGAAGAAAAAGUCGAGAAGAAAGGCCCUCAAGGACCUUCCAAUGUUUGCAUCGCUCGAUGACUACGCCGAGCUGUUGGCUGCAGAGGAAGACGGACUGUUAUAG